AUGUCGCUAGCGCUGCUGAGCCUGGCCGCGCUGUGCUGGGGUGCCAUGGCCCGAGAGCCGACGAUUCAGUGUGGCUCUGAAACUGGACCGUCUCCAGAGUGGAUGGUUCAACAUCCUCUGACCCCAGGAGACUUGAGGGACCUCCGAGUGGAACCCGUUAAAAGCAGGAUUGCAACAGAGGACUAUUCAAUUUUGAUGAAUGUAAGCUGGAUACUCCGGGCAGAUGCCAGCAUACGUUUUUUGAAGGCCACCAAGAUCUGCGUGACAGGGAAAAGCAACUUCCAGUCCUAUAGCUGCGUGAGGUGCAAUUACACAGAGGCCUUCCAGACUCAGACCAGACCCUCUGGCGGUAAAUGGACGUUUUCCUAUAUAGGCUUUCCUGUGGAGCUGAACACGCUCUAUUUCAUCGGGGCCCAUAACAUCCCCAAUGCAAAUAUGAAUGAAGAUGGCCCCUCCAUGUCUGUGAAUUUCACCUCACCAGGGUGCCUAGACCACGUAAUGAAGUACAAAAAAAAGUGCAUCGAGGCAGGAAGUCUGUGGGAUCCAAACAUCACUGCUUGUAAAAAGAACAAGAAGACGGUAGAAGUGAAUUUUACAACCAGUCCCCUUGGAAACAGAUACAUGGCUCUUAUCCAAAAUAACACUGUAAUUGGGUUUUCUAAUGUGUUGGAGGUGCACCAGAACAAACUAACUCGCGCUUCUGUGGUGAUUCCAGUGACUGGGGAAAGUGAAGGUGCUGUGGUCCAGCUGACUCCGUAUUUCCAUACUUGUGGCACCGACUGCAUCCGACGCAGGGGAACUGUGGAGCUUUGCCCACACACAGGAGCCUCCUCCCCUCAGGAUACCAGUAAAAGCGUGCUGGGUGGCUGGCUGCCUCUUCUCCUCCCAGCUCUGCUGGUGGCCACAUGGGUGCUGGCGGUCGGGAUCUACCUUAUGUGGAGGCAUGAGAGGAUCAAGACGGCUUCCUUCCCUACUACCACACUGCUACCCCCCAUUAAGGUUCUUGUGGUUUACCCAUCUGAAAUAUGUUUCCAUCACACAGUUUGUUACUUCACUGAAUUUCUUCAAAACCAUUGCAGAAGUGAGGUUAUCCUCGAAAAAUGGCAGAAAAAGAAAAUAGCCGAGAUGGGUCCAGUGCAGUGGCUUACCACUCAGAAGAAAGCAGCAGAUAAAGUCAUUUUCCUUCUUUCUAAUGAUGUCAAUAACGUGUGUGAUGGUACCUGUGGCAAGAGCAAGGGCAGCCCUCAUGAGAACUCCCAAGACCUGUUCCCCCUUGCCUUUAACCUCUUCUGCAGCGAUCUGAGAAGCCAGACUCACCUGCGCAAAUACAUGGUGGUAUAUUUUAGAGAGGCUGAUACCAAAGACGAUUAUGACGCGCUCAACGUCUGCCCCAAGUACCGCCUCAUGAAGGACGCUACUGCUUUCUGCACAGAACUUCUCCACGUCCAGCAGCAUGUGUCAGUGGGAAAAAGGCUGCAAGCCUGCCACAACAGAUGCUUUGCCUUGUAGCCCACCCAUGAGAAGCAAGAGACCUUGAAGCCUUCCUACCCCUCCAAUUACAGGGAAAAAAGCAUCUAUGAUGAUUCUGAAGUUUACUAUACAGGCUACUUGUAGGGAAGAUUAUACACA
Messenger RNA from Diceros bicornis minor, 1629 nucleotides. It is a transcript of the gene IL17RB, whose product is annotated as interleukin 17 receptor B. Lineage: Eukaryota; Metazoa; Chordata; Mammalia; Perissodactyla; Rhinocerotidae. The record is from RefSeq and is a predicted model, not a curated record. The transcript has 11 exons. Bases 1 to 1509 code for a protein of 502 amino acids. Gene Ontology annotation, molecular function: interleukin-17 receptor activity.